AUGAAAUUACCAAAAUCCGGAAGAACUGGAAGAGUGCAUUUUGAGCGUAAAGUUAUUCGGGCAAAAAAGAAGGUCUUGGAAAAAAUACCUGCUAAAAUUUUUACGAAUAAACAAAAAACCAAAAAAGACAGGAAAAGUGUUGGAUACGCAAUGGAUAAUCGUAUCAAUAUAAUUAGUUACCAUAUCGCUAUGGCUGUCUCACCAAGAUCACGUUCUGAAAAGUCGCCGGAUUUUCUUAAAACCUAUAAAUUUAUGUGCGAUCAAAAUGAUGCUGGACCAUUAAAACGUGUUAUGAGACAUGCCCAAGAUCGCAUUGUUGAUAUUAAUGUAGACAAUAUAAGGCCUCAAAAUUGUGGUUUAUUUUAUUCAUUUUUCUACCUUAAUUUUCCCAGUUUAGCAAAAAUAAAACAGAAAGUUACACAAACUGAUGUCUUUUAUGCUCUUUUAGAUGAGCUUGAGGAUUUUUUUCCAGGAAAAAAGAUCUUUUAUUUGAUAUUACCAAUUAAAAUAAGCCAAAAAUGUUGGAAGGCGACUGAUGAAGAUGUAGGUCUUGCUUACUGCCCCAACUGGAUCAUGAUAAAGAGUGAAGUGGAAGAAAUUUUAUUGUCUAUGAAAAGUUAUCCUGGAGGCAUAUUUUACCCCUGA
Molecule: messenger RNA, 645 nt
Organism: Echinococcus granulosus
Lineage: Eukaryota; Metazoa; Platyhelminthes; Cestoda; Cyclophyllidea; Taeniidae
Exons: 7
Coding region: 1-645 (214 amino acids)
Source: RefSeq, a predicted model, not a curated record